Messenger RNA from Penicillium antarcticum, 1716 nucleotides. RefSeq names its product GID4/VID24 family protein. The transcript has 3 exons. The record is from RefSeq and is a predicted model, not a curated record. The coding region runs from base 1 to 1716 and encodes 571 amino acids. Gene Ontology annotation, biological process: proteasome-mediated ubiquitin-dependent protein catabolic process; protein targeting to vacuole; negative regulation of gluconeogenesis. Gene Ontology annotation, cellular component: GID complex; extrinsic component of membrane. Lineage: Eukaryota; Fungi; Ascomycota; Eurotiomycetes; Eurotiales; Aspergillaceae.
AUGCCUCCGAAUUCCUCACCUAAUACUGCUCUCAGUCCAAUAGACCUCCCGCAAUCCUCUCCUAAUUCCCCCGAGCAAACCGAUAGCGCACACGAUGACAACGUGAACUUCCUGCGAUCGCGACCAGCCCUUUUCAACCCUUUACUACCCUCUUUAAGUCGACAUCGUCGGCGUCGCUACCCACCAAACCCAGCCCCCGAAACCUCAGAUCGCAUGGAGGUUGACGACCCCCCAAGCAACCAGCGCGCGUCGGUUGAGAUCAACCGUCGCAUCCCUAUCGUUCGCCGCGGAGAACCCCCGACCGAGAUGCCAAACUACGAGGGUCGCAUGGCAAAUCCACGGUCGUUGUAUGGCUGGGCGCCUGGGUCCGACGAUGAAGAUGCUCCCGGUCAAGGCGACGAAGAAUCAGAUGACGACCAGGUGCAGCCAUUUCUCAACGCCAUCUCAACCCGCGACUCGGCCCCAUCGCGACCUUUGCGACACGAGACUUCAGGUCCGUCACCACUGGUAGAAGCAGGACCGGAACUCGAUGCCUUGGCCGCCCGUCCUCGAUCCAGGCAGCCACCAAUCUCAGCAAUGGCAGCACUGCUACAGUCCGCAAGACGCCAGCCCCGGCUCUCACGAACUCGCACUCUCGAAAAUUACCUACUGGAACGCUACUCAGAUCAAAGUCAGGAAUCAGAGGACCCCGAUCACACGGUGGCGUCUGCAUCUCGCGCUUACCGCUAUCGUCCUUCCAACCGCACCGACUCCCAUAAUACCCUCACACAUAACGACCUGCGCGCUCGCGCUGCCGCUCAUCGCCAGUUACAUUCUGAUAGCUUCUCCAGCAAUGUCUUGAAAGAAACGAUCAACUACCUCGACCGCCUCCGGUACUCCACCUCUCUCGAAGAGAGCAUGCUCGCCGCCGCUGACAGCCGGUUACCUUUCGAUAUGGACAACAAGUCAUGGACAGAUACCGAUUUCAUUCUCUAUACCCCCAAUAUUGCGCCUCCGCCGGAAUGUUCAUGGCUUCGAUCUGGUAUGGCCUUUUCGGGCUGUCAGCGAGCUGCGAGCGCCGGGUGCUCAGUAUUACCGCAACGAGUAGCUAGUUCGCACGCCCCUGGUGAACCGGUUAUUGUGAAUGGCAGUGACAGUGCUCGGAUCAGCGUCUCUACCACCAGUGGUCGCAGGUAUUUGGCUAACAACCGUGAUGAAAAUUGGCCCGUCAAAGUCACCAUCCAUGACAUCAAUCACGAUGACAUGACUUUGUCUGGAACGAUGGAGGCCUACAACAUUCCUGACAAAACGUCGCCUACCCACGAUGCACACAUUGUGACGUUCUUGGAGGGAGAAAUCAUCGAUUUCAACAAGCACACCCUGGAGACCAAGAACUUCAAAGCAGAUGCCGAUAUUGACAGUACCUACUGGCGAGAACUGCAGCCAUUCAAGGAUCUGACAGAUGGAGAGAUGGCUCAGAAGCUUGUGAGCCGAAAGUGGAUCACAGAGGAACUAUCUCAGGGUUGGAUCUUGAUGCGAUGGAAGGAACGAUGCUUCGUCACUCCCACCGACGCCCGACAAGGUCUGACAAUCUCUGGGUUUUACUACAUUUCCCUUCGCCGCGAGGAUGGGCAUAUCGAGGGUCUAUAUUACGAUCCCGGAAGCUCUCCUUAUCAGCAGCUUUCUCUGAAGCCACAAAGGCCGAAAAUGAUGAGGCCCUCUUAUGGAUUCCGCUAA